Messenger RNA from Paramecium octaurelia, 579 nucleotides. Lineage: Eukaryota; Ciliophora; Oligohymenophorea; Peniculida; Parameciidae. The record is from the annotation of a GenBank genome assembly.
AUGAAGAAGGUCGAUUAUGAUCUUUUAGUGACUGACAAUGUCAAUGUCACUAAAUAUCGUAAAAUAAUCAGAUGUAAUGGCGAUGCAACUGUACAUAGUUUAAAAUAAAAACUAUCACAAUCCAUCAAAUGUAGCUUUGAAAUCAUACUUAAUGAUGAGAUCUUGAUCGAAGGAAUGCUCCUUAAAGACAUUUUAUCUAAACAUCUGUAGAAUUGCAUCAUUCUUAAUCCAAUCAAAGAGCCUAUACCUGAUUAAAUAAAGAAACACGAUUUUCAAGUCAAAUGCAUGGCCCAAUACAAGGAGCAAGAUUAAUAUACGGAAGAAGUAAUAGACCAAGCUUAAUUAAACAAAAUUCUAGAUAAUCCAAAUGAAUUUUAAACUAAAGAGGAUAGUAAGACACAGAAAUGUUGUCAAUAUUGUCAAGUAAAAAAAUAAAUUCUUUCUAAUUAUGAAGUUUCAAUGGAAAGUCUUUUAAGUGAAAAUGCUGAAUUAAAACAUUAGAUAUCAGAGUUAGAAAAAUAACAUAGAAUCAGUACUUAUAAGCAAAAACUAUAAUAAUUAUAAUAACAUAAAAAGUGA